Molecule: messenger RNA, 2315 nt
Organism: Beta vulgaris subsp. vulgaris (sugar beet)
Lineage: Eukaryota; Viridiplantae; Streptophyta; Magnoliopsida; Caryophyllales; Amaranthaceae
Product: tryptophan aminotransferase-related protein 3
Exons: 5
Coding region: 712-2103 (463 amino acids)
Biological process (GO): amino acid metabolic process
Molecular function (GO): carbon-sulfur lyase activity; transaminase activity
Source: RefSeq, a predicted model, not a curated record
GAUACAUAACUCUGCUGCACAUUUUUCUUUUUUAUUCAUAGGAGCCACGAAGGUAGUACAAAGAAGGAGAGGGGGGAUUGUGACCUAUGAUUCACAACACCUCAAUCUUAAUUACUAGGCCAAGAUAUCCUUGGUUGAUGCACAUCUUAUUAGACAGCCCUUGAUAGGCAAUUAGGCAAAAAGUUUAAAAGAGACUUAAUAAAAUGUUAACAUAGUCAAGUGGGGGCAAAGACGCAGAGUAUUUAACUUGAAUAAACAUGAUAAUUUUAGUAGACAUUAGGAUAUAAAAAAAGACACGUAAAAUUUUCAGUGGAUCUAGACAUCUAAUGAGUAAGUUGAUGAUUAAUUUGUAAGUUUUUUUUUUCUUUAGAGCUUAGGAUUUAGCUGAGUGACUAAAACUUGUCCCAAGUUCCAAAAUGUUCAAGAUGAAAUAAAUUGCAUUUAAGUACCGAUGUUGUGAGGUACGAAGUCGUUGUGCAAGUGUCACUUCACCAUUCAAGUUAGUAUCAAUUAUUUUCUUACCGUCAAAAAAAAAAAAAAAAAUUAUUUUCUUAGUACAAACUACAAAGGGGGAACAUUCACCAACCACCCAAUCCUAUCACACAUUCAUCAGUCAUCACGAUCAAUGUCUAUAUUAACGAGUAAUCAUAUUGCAAAAGAAUUCAUUCUUUCAAAAAAAAAAAAAAUAUUGCAAAAGAAUUCAACUUGAACAUGAAGCUGUUUAUGGCAACGCAUCACUUGUGCCUAACUUUGUACUCAAUUUCCUUAAUAAACGUAGUACUAUUUUGUGGUCUAUUCAUAAACUAUGAGCGAGGUGAUGUAAGUAAUGUCCAAUGGAUAGAAAAGGUAGCAAAAGAAGUUGGAGAAGUGGAAUCAAUUUCAUGUUCCGGGCAUGGAAAGGCUUUCUUGGAUGGCUUCGUUGAUAGGGAUGGAAAACCAGUGUGUGAGUGCUAUGCUUGUUUCGCUGGCCCUGAUUGCUCCCUUAGCACUCAUCCAUGCGUUGCUGAUGCCGAUAGUGGAAAUCCGAUGUUUAUGGAGCCCUUUUGGACGAGCAAGGAAAUUAGCGGAAUGUUGGUGCCAGGAUGGCAUAGAAUGGGUUAUACUUACCCUAACGAACUUGCCAUGUCACUGGAGCUAGAGAAAUACAUCCGCAAAUUGCACGAGUUGGCUGGGAACGCAAUUACUGAAGGAAUGCACAUUGUUUUUGGCACUGGCUCAACUCAACUUUUUAAUGCUGCUGUUCACGCCCUCUCCUCCUCUUCACAUUCCAAAUCUGUGCUCGUGGUUGCCUCCAUCCCCUAUUAUCUGCUAUACAAAGAGCAAACUGAUUUCUUCCAGUCUCGAUUAUACAACUUUAGUGGUGAUGCAACCUUAUGGAAGAACAAAACACAAUCUGCAAAGGCUACUUAUAUAGAAUUUGUGACCUCGCCGAACAAUCCUGAUGGGGAGCUGAAGGAGGCCAUUCUUGAAGGGCCCUCAGUUAAAACAAUAUACGAUCGUGUUUAUUAUUGGCCUCUUUACACUCCGAUUCCAGCGCCGGCAUCGGAAGAUUUGAUGCUUUUCUCCAUUUCCAAGUUAACCGGUCAUGCUGGUAGCAGAUUUGGGUGGGCCUUGGUAAGGGAUAACGUUGUACACCAAAAAAUGAUUGAUUAUGUGAUGUAUAACACAUUGGGUGUAUCACAGGACACCCAAUUGCGAAUUUUAAAGAUUUUGAAAGCCGUUAUUGAGGGAGGUGGGAGGGAAAUUUUUGAAUUUGGGCAGAAGAUAAUGGAGGAAAGGUGGAAAAAAUUGAAGGUAACGUUUUCUGCGUCAUCUCGUUUCUCCCUCCAACAUGUACCUUCUCGGUUUUGCACUUUCUAUCAACGAGUUAGAGAACCUUCUCCAGCAUAUGCGUGGGUGAAGUGUGAAAGGGAAGAAGAUUCAGAUUGCUAUGAAGUACUUAAAGCAGCGGACAUCCUCGGUCGUAAAGGUCAAUCAUAUGGGACUGAAAACCAAUAUGUGCGCCUCAGCUUAAUAAAAAGCCAACGUGAUUUUGAUUUGCUUCUUCAAAAACUAGAAAUGUUGAUGUCCAUCAGCAAGGAUGAAGCAAUAAUUAAGGGCUAAGCUAAUGUAUGCUACAACCCCCGGACCCCAUUUUCAUAAGGAAAUGAACUUAGACCAAGAAUUAUCUUAUUGGUUACUUAUCUCUAUGUAUACAUAUAUACUAUACUUUAUCUUGUUAUUGAAUAACAAAUAAAAUUUAUAUAAAAUGUUGUCUAACGAUUACAAAUGACAUUAAUAUUUUUGUGUUUCAUGUAUACAUGAUAUAUUUUCUA